AUGGCGGAAGGCAGCAGCCACCCCCGACCCGACGGCGAUCGGAGUCUUGAAGCACUUUGGGAAAAUCACCGGCAGACCUCGAAGCAACUUGAGGAGUUGAUGACGACCUUUGGUCGAUUCGCAGAGGAAAUGCGAAAUGAGCUUCGUCAAAUAAGAGUCGCUACGGAUCCAGCAGCUCGACCGUUUGCUCCGGCAACCAUACCGGAGGUAAGGCCACCUACCAGAUUGGGUCCUAUGCAGAGGAGAGCUCCGGUGAUGAUACCGGAAUAUUCCGAUUCUGAAGAAGACGUUCUUCCCAGGCAGGAACAAUCAGAUUCAGACGGCGAAAUAUUUCUUCCACAUCCGACCGGAAGAAGAAGACACAGGCAGCAACGAAUUGAAACCGAUGGGUUCCGUAUUAAAAUGGAUAUCCCGUUUUUUGAUGGCAGGCUUCACAUUGAGGAUUAUUUAGAUUGGGAAGGUGCAGUGGAAAAUUUUUUUGACUACAUGGAGGUCAGUCCGGAGAAACAAGUCAAGUAUGUGGCUUGCCGCCUCAAGGGAGGGGCCAGUGCUUGGUGGUUGCAACUCAUACAAAAUCGGCAGCGCGAAGGUAAAGCUCCGAUCCGAAGCUGGGGAAGACUGAAACAACUCAUGAGACGGCAUUUCCUGCCUACAGAUUUUGAGCAGUUACUGUAUUUGCAAUACCAGCAAUGUAGGCAAGGUUCACGUCCAGUCCACGAGUACACGGAAGAAUUCUAUAGAUUGAGCGCCCGGAAUAAUUUGUUGGAAUCCGAAAAUCAAUUGGUGGCACGCUACAUUGGAGGCUUGAAAGAUAGCCUUCAGGACAAACUCGAACUCAAUUCCAUUUGGUCGCUCUCCCAGGCGGUGAACUUCGCACUCAAAGCAGAAAACCAGCUUCAACGGCACUAUCGACCAAUGGGUAAUCGCAGACAGCUCGCGGAGGGAAAUAUUGGCUCGUCCAAGGUUGUAACACCGGCCACCAAAUUGCCAGAGGGGCCUUCGGCACCAACCAAUGCAGCUACAGAAGUCAAGGGAGUAGCUAGAGCCCGAGCCCCUGGACGUGAAAACCCGUAUGCCAAGCCCACUGCAAUAAAAUGUUUUAGGUGUCUACAACCUGGCCACAAAUCGAACGAGUGCCCGAUGCGUCACCAGGUGCAGCUGGUAGAAGGAGAAGAAGAUGCGGAACAAUCUGGCCUUCAAGAUGAUUAUGAAGAUGAAGUAGAAGAAGUCUUAGCUGACGACGGCGAAGCUAUAUUGGGUGUCAUGGAGAAGAUGUUACUGGCACCUAGGACACCUGUCGACACACAGCGACACAAGUUAUUCCGUACCAAGUGCACUAUUAACGAUAAGGUGUGUGAAUUGGUGAUAGAUAGUGGAUGCACGGAGAAUAUCAUAUCCAAGGCGGCGGUGCAAGCCUUGCAAAUCAAAACCACCCGGAAUCCAAAUCCUUUUAAAAUAAGUUGGGUAAAAAAAGGGGUCGACUUCCUUGUCUCUGACCUAUGCAAAAUCACUUUCUCUAUUGGUAAAAGAUAUAUCUGUCAAGUUACCUGUGAUGUCCUUGAUAUGGACGUGUGUCACCUUAUCCUUGGCAGACCUUGGCAGUAUGAUGCGGGUGCCGUUCAUGAUGGCCGGGCAAAUACAUAUACCGUUGAGGUCAAAGGGAAGAAAUUGAAACUAAUGCCAGUUGGGUCCGUUCAAAGCUCCUCCCCCGUCAAUCUCACAAUGUCUUGCAUCAUAUAUAGCUGA
Dendrobium catenatum is the source of this 1746-nucleotide messenger RNA. RefSeq lists its product as uncharacterized. The transcript has a single exon. The coding region runs from base 1 to 1746 and encodes 581 amino acids. Lineage: Eukaryota; Viridiplantae; Streptophyta; Magnoliopsida; Asparagales; Orchidaceae. The record is from RefSeq and is a predicted model, not a curated record. Gene Ontology annotation, molecular function: nucleic acid binding; zinc ion binding.